Messenger RNA from Cylicocyclus nassatus, 3618 nucleotides. The record is from the annotation of a GenBank genome assembly. NCBI's taxonomy places the organism in Eukaryota, Metazoa, Nematoda, Chromadorea, Rhabditida, Strongylidae.
AUGCCUUCGGAAUGUUUGUUCAACAACUUGCCUCUCCUUAUUGUUCAGAACGAAACCGACAGUUCAAGACAUUACUUCCUUUUCCUUCCCAGUCUAUCUGCUGUUCUCAUUUUUCCCAACUAUCGAUUCUUGCUUCCGCUUCGUUUUCUGUCACAAUGGUUUAUAAUCGUUUCAGAUCCGUUCAUUCCAACUCACCUUUUGCGAUGGGAGAGUUAUCAAAGUAGGAUUGCAAAAGACUGGAUCGAUCAUCGUACAAGCAAAAUGUCCGGCCGUCAAGUACACACUGGAUUUCCGGGCAGCAAUACGCUGCAUUCCGAACAGUGUCGGGCAGAAAUACAGCGUUUCGAAAGCGUACAUCCAUGCAUCUAUCAGAUAUAUGACAUGCUAGAAUGCCUUCCACUUCCUCCGGAAUACGCGCACAUGAGAGAUGAGAUUCGAGAUCAAGUGGUUUGCAUCGAAGAUGCUUUCGUCAACAGUCAUGAAUGGACGCUCAGCAGAUCGGUCAGCGAACUCCGUUUGGGCGUUGUUGGUACGACAUCAUCUGGAAAAACAUCAUUAGUACAUCGAUACCUUACUGGUACUUUUACGGCAGAAGAAAGUCCUGAAGGUGGCCGGUUUAAGAAGGAAGUGUUUAUUGACGGUCUUAGCCACCUGCUGUUGAUUCGAGACGAAGGCAGUGCCUCACCGGAUGUUCAGUUUUCCCUGUGGGCGGAUGCAGUGAUUUUCGUCUACAGUGUCGACAAUCAAGAAAGUUUUGAACGUGUUCGACACUUCUACAGUCAUAUGAAUAAAUUUCGGAACGUUGCCGAUAUGCCUGUCUUACUAGUUGGUACUAAGGACACAUUAUCGGAGAAAAAUCCUCGCGUAAUUAGCGAAGAAGAGGGCAAGCAGAUGGCAAAUCACUUGAAGCGUUGCGCAUACUACGAAACAUGUGCGACCUAUGGAUUAAAUGUGGAGCGGGUUUUCAAAGAUGCUUGCUGUAAAAUUCUACAACAGCGAUUGCGGACAUCACUUGGUGGCAAUACAAGGACUCCAACACCAACUGCUGGUGGUCAGGAUAAGCGGGACUAUCAGGAGGCUCGUUUUAUGCAAAACGUGCUGUACGGAUCCGUUCCGGCGCAGAAAACUGUUUACCAUCAGCGUUCCGUCUCAUCGGCACCGCUAGCCGAACAGUUUGGAGGAUCGCGAAAAAGCCACGUGCAUCAGCGUGAAACACCUGGAGCAUCUUCAGCCCAACGUUGUGGUGAUCGCGCGGUAUCGGCUUUUGUGGUACCAUCUGGGAUGCCUUCGCAAUCGCAGUUUGGAAGUCGUGCCAGCCAAAUGGACUAUCGAGGAAUUUCUCCAACCAACAGUCAGAAGAGCAUGAGUAAUGGCGUUCAUACCCGCUCGUCGGCUGCAUUACUCGAUCCUGGAAGCGAUUUCGGUCAAAUAGGUUCUGGCCUAGAUUCGCAUUCUCUUGCUAGUGCUUCUACCUCACAUUUACCUACUCCCUCAUCGACGCCAACAACUCAGAGAAAAAACAGAAGAAUAUCGAAUAUUUUCCAACGUCCGAAAGACAGCGAGGAUAAAAAUAAAGCGCAGACCGUAAAUCUUGGAGGAGGACGAGAAAUUCCGAUCAAGGAGGGUACGAUGCAUAAAAGGAGUACGAAGGGUGCAUUGAAUCGCGAAUGGAAGAAGAAGUACGUAUGUCUGUAUGGAGAUGGUAGGCUAACGUAUCACCAUACUCAGAAAGAUUAUCGUGACAAGCCGAAUCAUGGAAAAGAGGUGUUUCUCGGCCUUGCUACUGUGCGAAUAGCCGGACGUCAACGUCCUCGCAACACUCAGCGAGGCAUGGGCACGAGCCAGUUUGAAGAGACAGCGAAUUCGACGAAUUCAGUGAGCUCGGUCGCACUUCGACCGUAUGAACCGAGGAGGAGUGAUGCUGGAGGUGGAUCUGGCGAGGGUACAUCUGGUGGUGGAAGCGAUGAUGCAAAAGAAGCUUCUCCUGCGAUACAGCUCACCCCACAGACUGUAGCCGGCCACAAGAAACGAAGAGGCGGAAAUCGAAGAAUAGGAGGAUCUGCUGGAAAACAGACAGACGAGGAUGACGAAUGUUUCGAGAUCAUAACAUCUGAUCAGAAGCACUGGGAAUUUUGUGUGGCAGCCGAAGAGCGCGAUGCUUGGGUCGCUGCUAUCGAAGAGCAAAUAGAAAAAGCGCUCCAAAAUCAAAUGAGUAAGCCUAGCACGAGAGCCAAAGGUGGCAAAGAAGAGGUUCUUGCUUUGCGUCGACUACCGGGCAAUGAUCGCUGUGCUGAUUGUGGCCAAACAGCACCAGAUUGGGCUAGCCUCAAUCUCGGUAUACUGAUUUGUAUUGAGUGUUCUGGUACCCAUCGCAAUCUUGGAUCGCACAUCUCGAGGGUACGUUCCCUGGACCUGGAUUCUUGGCCAGUUGAGUUUCUGGCAGUUAUGCAGGCAAUAGGAAAUGAUGCUGCAAAUCGGUUGUGGGAGUACCACGCUCCAGCAGAUCGGCGACCUCAACCAGACAGUCCACUCGAAGUCAAAGAAGCAUGGAUCCGUGAUAAAUAUGAAGCGAAACGAUUUUUACCUUCACUCCGAGUGGAUGCCACUGUUGGUUCGCAGCUUGUCGCAGCUGUCAUUGCACGAGAUGUCGCUGAAGUAUCGUUAUUGUUGGCCAGAGCCUCUCCAGAAGACGUGAAUACAACGGUUUCUGGCACUAGAGAUCGGAGGUCACCUUUGCAUUUGGCCUGCAGUAUCGGAAGUCUUGCCAUUCUCCAGCUUUUGUUAUGGAAUAAUGCCGACAUCCGUGCGCUUGACGAACAAGGGCGAUCCGGUUUGUGGCAUGCGCGGAAUAGCGGAUUCAAGGAGUGUGCAGAUAUGUUGCUGACGGCUGGCCUUGAACCUAAUUAUGGCAUGCCUUCUGCGUCAAUGCGUGAUUUGGCUCACUCUCCACCACCUGAGGCUGCUAUGCUCGGAUCAAUCUCAAAUCGCGAUUACUCCUGCAUAGGUGACGAAGUAGUUCUGCGGAGAGCAGCGCCAACGAUUGCAACGCCUGGAAAGCGAUCGACAAAUGCGUUCGAUAUGCUACCGGCAAGCAUCAUCUAGCCACAUUCCCAUGUUUUUCUGUUCGCUUCAUUUCAUACCGGUUUUUUUACACAAUUUCUUAUCGAUCGAUUUGUGCCUACUUUUUUUGUAUUGCUAAAUUCGAAUAUAUCUAGUCUCACUUUCUUAGACUGUUUUUUCUAUUGCGGGCGAUUCGCGUCCUCAUUCGACUUUUGCCUGUCAUUCCCUAUGAUCUCUUUGACAGUUUUCGUUUUUUUUUUAAUUUUCAGCAGACGAUGCCUAUCAUCCAGAAAUGUUGCCCACUCAAAACUCCUCUAUCAUGCAACUGUCAUUCCAUUUCUUUCGUUUGUACUCCAGCUGCAUCGAUCCAGUGCUCUCUAUGUCUAUAAUCUUUUGAUUGUUAUAAUGAUCUGCGUUAUCCACUUCACUCGAUUUCAUGUUCGUUUUCAGCUCUUCGUUUUCCUCAAUUUUUCUUCCUGCACUUUCCAUACACGAAAUGUAAAUAUAUAAAAUGUUCAAGCUCACAUGUGAGCUGUAUUAUACUGAUGAAUCGUCUAU